AUGUCGGCAGCCCUCAACACCUCACCGCACCCGGCCCGGGCCAGCGGUAGCGGCAGCGGUAACAACAACAACAGCAACAGCAACACAAUGCUCGAAGCGCACAUCCACCACCCCCUCCGCGUGACUCUCCACAGGAUUCCCAUCCCGACGCCGCGCGCUUCCGAGGUCCUGAUCAAAGUUCACGUAUCCGGCAGCAACCCAAAAGACUGGAAACGACCUGUCUGGAACGCUGAAUACAACGGGACCAACCAAGGCGACGACAUUGCCGGGGUUGUGGCAGCCGUGGGAUCUGCCGUAACCCAAUUCCGACCGGGCGACCGCGUUGCCGCAUUGCACCACCUGCAAACACCUGGGGGAUCGUAUGCCGAAUACGCCAUCGCGCCAGAACACACGACGUUCCACAUCCCGGCGAGCACGACGUUCGAGGAGGCGGCGACGAUUCCGUUGGCUGCCAUGACGGCCGCCCUGGGAUUGUUUGUCCAGCUGGGCCUGCCGGAGCCGUGGGUUGCCAACGCACAUCCGGACAAUUUGCCCAAGGGUGGCAUCGUCAUCUACGGCGCCGCCAGUGCCGUAGGUGCAUUCGCCGUGCAGCUGGCCAGACGGGCGGGGAUCCAUCCGAUCAUUGCGGUUGCUGGCAAUGGGAUCCCUUUUGUACAGAGCCUGUUGAAGACCGAUACCAAUAUCAGCGCCUUCGCCAAUAAUGAAAGCGGUGGUGACGUGAUUGUCGAUUACCGCAAGGGCAAUGACAGUGUUGUGAACGAGAUCAGAGCCGCCGUUCCGAAAGGCCAGAAGCUUCAGUAUGCCUUUGACGCCGUGAGUGACGGGGCAAAAUCUUCUUACGCGAAUAUCUGUAAAGCCUUCAGUUCUCAGGAGGAGCAGGGCAGCGAUCAUGGUGCUGGCGACGGUUCUCCGCGGCUGACCAUGGUUCUGCCAGCAGCACACGAUGACCCAGACAUCCCCAGGACGGUGCAAAAGUCGUUGACUAUGGUGAGCAGCGUGUUUGGACCAGAUAAGGAUUUCGGGUAUGCCUGGUUCAGACUUCUUGAGCUGGGGCUCAAAGAUGGCUGGUUCAGGCCCCAUCCAUACCAGGUCGUCCCGGGUGGUCUGGACGGUAUUGAGGAGGGGUUGAAGGAUCUGAAGGACGGCAAGGCCAGCGCCACGAAGUAUGUGUUUCGGAUCGCCGAGACGAAAGAGCUGAGCGAGCGGACGGGUUAG
This is a messenger RNA of Exophiala dermatitidis NIH/UT8656, 1215 nucleotides long. Its product is annotated as NADPH2:quinone reductase. The coding region runs from base 1 to 1215 and encodes 404 amino acids. The transcript has a single exon. Gene Ontology annotation, molecular function: oxidoreductase activity, acting on NAD(P)H. The record is from RefSeq and is a predicted model, not a curated record. NCBI's taxonomy places the organism in Eukaryota, Fungi, Ascomycota, Eurotiomycetes, Chaetothyriales, Herpotrichiellaceae.